ACUUGUUACCAGAAGUUAAAUUUAAUUCCAGCUCCGUUGCGACUUCGUCAGUAAUGGCGAAUGUUAUCGGGAACGAUACAGUUGUUAUUGUGGUAGCAUUAUGUGUUUGAUUCAUAAGAUGCAGACGUUGUAGCAAGCAAAAUGUCGGAAAAUCAAGAGGUGGCCAAAAGUGAACAACCUGAAGGGAGCAGACCUCUCAGCGUUGCAUCUGAAACGUCAUUGGAAUCACAUACAGAUGCAACUGCAGAAGCUUCUCAGCAGCCAACAAGUAAACAUAAAAUUGAUAUUCUGAUGAAGGCAACUGGAAAUGCCCCAAUUCUGAAACGGAAAAGAUGGGCUGUUGAACCAGAUAAAAAAAUUGGAUGGAUAACAGAGUUUUUUAAAAAGCAUUUGAGACUUGAGAAGUCGGAAUCUUUAUUCCUGUAUGUCAAUCAAGCUUUUGCACCUGCACCUGAUAAUACAGUGGGAAAUCUUUAUGAAUGUUAUGGAAUUGAUGGAAAGUUAGUCAUACAUUACUGCAAAAGUCAGGCUUGGGGUUGACACUCUGCAUAAAUAGUAACUUUAUUUCAGCUUUCGUUAAAGGUCUCUCAGGCCAAGGUUUGGUGUGUUGCUGACACACAUUCCAAUACUAGCAGGCCACUGCCAAAAAGGUCCAUUUUAUUGUAUUCCAAAAUUGGGUGGUUUGCAGUUCCUCCCAAGAUUUUUUAUGUGCAUAUCAUCCCAAGGCAUGCUAGACAUUUAUUAAAAUGUAUAAUUUGUUGCAUUGCUUGUCAAUAAAUUUUCCAAGAUCGGACGUAUAGGGUAAUGCAGAAAUAAGUAAACCAAAUUUCUGCUGUACAGUUCCCUUGUAAAUAUAUGUGUGUGUAUAUUUAUUGAAUGUAAAGAUGAUCAUUACCUGAGGUUCGUAGUUUUCAUGUCUGUGAUAUUUUUCUUUACAGUGCAUAGAGCACUGUUUUGUUUUAUUAAUUGACUCGCCUAUUCAUAUUUACUCAUGAUGUCAUUCAGUGCUAAAUCUGUCCUGUGUAAAAUAAAUGUAGUAGUUUUUAUAAUCUUUGAUAAUGGAUUGAAUGAAAAAU
This is a messenger RNA of Schistocerca cancellata (South American locust), 1076 nucleotides long. It is a transcript of the gene Atg12, whose product is annotated as autophagy protein 12-like. The transcript is spliced from 3 exons. The coding region runs from base 142 to 540 and encodes 132 amino acids. Gene Ontology annotation, cellular component: phagophore assembly site membrane; cytoplasm; Atg12-Atg5-Atg16 complex. Gene Ontology annotation, biological process: nucleophagy; autophagy of mitochondrion; C-terminal protein lipidation. NCBI's taxonomy places the organism in Eukaryota, Metazoa, Arthropoda, Insecta, Orthoptera, Acrididae. The record is from RefSeq and is a predicted model, not a curated record.